GUCUCCACGACUUAUGUCUAACAAGGUGAUUUUAGCCCCAUGAUAUGGCAAUUUGUAUCAUUUUAUUGUAAAAAACGGCAGGUUUCAACGGCCCCCGCAGCUAAAUGCGUAUCGAUAUCUAAUCUAUCAAUGUCCUUUUUUUCAGGUAGAUCAUCAAAGAUUGUCAAGAAGGUGAUCAUUCCGUUCCUGUUGGGUUUGAAGUUCAAGACUGCAGUUCUAGUACCUCUUGCUCUGGCACUUAUCGCAUUGAAAACUUGGAAAGCCCUAACGCUUUCUCUGCUUUCACUGGUUCUUACUGGUACCAUCUCUGUCUUCUCCAAGUUUGUAUCUAAGGCCCCAGCAUACGAAGUCUUACACUACUCGCAACCUCAUGUGGACUACCAUCACGUCGACGUUCCAGUGCCUGCUGUAGCUUACGGACACCCUGUAUACGCUGGACGAGAGCUGUCGGCUCAGGACAUUGCCUACAGUGCUCAUGCACAGUGACAGCCUGAUUGAGCGCUG
Acanthoscelides obtectus is the source of this 504-nucleotide messenger RNA. Lineage: Eukaryota; Metazoa; Arthropoda; Insecta; Coleoptera; Chrysomelidae. The record is from the annotation of a GenBank genome assembly.